Molecule: messenger RNA, 1613 nt
Organism: Hippocampus comes (tiger tail seahorse)
Lineage: Eukaryota; Metazoa; Chordata; Actinopteri; Syngnathiformes; Syngnathidae
Product: claudin-8-like
Exons: 1
Coding region: 425-1423 (332 amino acids)
Cellular component (GO): membrane; bicellular tight junction
Molecular function (GO): structural molecule activity
Source: RefSeq, a predicted model, not a curated record
UUAUUUUUGCUAGCUUGGCGCUGACUUUUUUUUUUUUUUUACUAUGUGGCUGAGACCAGUACGAAGGCAGUCGCACUCUGAUGAUCAAUAGAAUAUUUUUUGUUCAGUCUCUAAGUGCAGCGUCGUGGUCGUUCAUAAAGAGUGAGGUUGCUGCGGUAGACGUAGCAGCAUACAGCCAGAGGAGUAGCAAACCCAAAACAAGCAGCGUGGUACCCUCAUGCGUCUCAGCCAACCAGGUGCCCGUGAAGCCGUUUUCCCACAACAAGCUUCAUGUGACUGUACACAAACGCAUCAGCUGAGCCUCAGGCACGUCGCUGACAGGCUGCCUUACACUGGGACUUGGGGUGUGGGGGCGUGGGGGGGGAUGGCCUUGAGCAUUUAGUUCCUUGUUUGGGAUCCAAACGUAGCCGGGCUGCGGAACACGAUGGUCAAAGGAAUCUGCGAGCUCGCCGCCGUGUGCGUAGGCCUGGUGGGGCUGAUCGGGGCGGCCGCCACCACCGGGAUGCCCAUGUGGAAGGUGACGGCCUUCAUCGGGGAGAACAUCGUGGUGAUGGAAAGCCGCUGGGAGGGCUUGUGGAUGAACUGCUACAGGCAAGCCAACAUCAGGAUGCAGUGUAAGGUGUACGACUCCCUCCUGUUCUUGCCCGCCGAGCUCCAGGCCGCCAGGGGCCUCAUGUGCUGCUCCCUGGCCUUGUCGGGACUGGGGCUCCUGUUGGCUACGUUGGGACUGCGCUGCACUUCCUGCUUCCGCGGUAACGACAGAGUCAAGGCGGCCAUCUUGUCGGUCGCCGGCGGCAUGCAGCUCCUGGCUUCCGUCUGCGUCUUCAUCCCCGUGUCGUGGACGGGACACGUCAUCAUCCGGGACUUCUACAACCCUUUGCUGAUCGACGCCCAGAGGAGGGAGCUGGGAGACGCGCUUUACAUCGGUUGGGUGACCGGCGCCUUUCUCUUUGGCUCCGGCUUGUUGUUCCUCUGCGGUCUGCGGAUGUCGGACAAAAGGUCCUCGGACGUGUACCACCCCGCUGCGCUGAGGAAGCCCGUUGUGAUGGACUACCAGCCUAUCCAGAGUCUCUCCAGCCUCACACCCUACCCCGUCCAGCAAGGCCCAAACAGUCAAUAUCUCAUCAAUCAGAGAGACGCCGUCGUGCUCAACCCGACCGAAAGCACCUUCCGCUCGUAUCAAGGCAGCGCGGCCCAACAUUCGUCCCUGAGGCACUCAAACCCACUGGGGAGCAUCUACACGCCGGUCAACUCCUUAUACUUGAGCCACAACAGCACACCAUACACACUCACGUACAACCCCAGCAUGUCCUAUCAAUCCAGCUUCCACCCCGCACCUCAAACGCCCGUUUUCAUUCCAUAUAAAUCAUCCAGAAUUGAUCCGUCGUCUUACAGCGGGAGCAGCCCAGGCAUGUACAUCUGAACAAAACGCAACCAUCGCAGCAUAUUCAUGUUGGUUGGAAACAAAGCUUUGCUAUUUCAUACCUGAACCCUGUUUUUGCUUCGUCUUGUGCUACAGUGGAACUUGCCGCGAGCGGCGAAAAUACGUGAGCAAUUGAUGCGCACCCUAAAAGGUUUGCAUUUGCCUAUAGACACCAUAAGGUAGCGCCAAA